AUGGAAAUCUCUCUCGUGGCGCGGCCAGGAAUCGAUGGGAUUUCUCUGGCUGCGGUGUGCACUGCCUCUAUCCGAAUAAAUCCAGCUCGCUGCCAGAGGGCAGGCGACGCCUCCCGGUUCUCCUGUCUGCAGACGCACGGGCCUGCAACGCGACACAAGGUGGCCUCCAGUGCUCACCAGGCGGUAGGUGGGGGGGUCCUUCCGGGGAGGCUGGACGACCGGCCCCCUCGGGGCCGAGGGGCCCCUCGCUGCCCCACUGUGCCUAGCAGCCCCCACUGCUUGUGGAUGCUCCAGGAACCCAACAGGCCAAGCCCGCCCGCAGCGAAAACUGAAAGCAAAUUCGCCGGCAGAGGAAGCCCGAACUUUCUUAGAGGCAAGUUUGCAGCGGAGACUCGGCGGAGGCUCUGGGCUGUCCGCGAAGAGGGGCAGCCUGCAGAGCCUGGGCCCUGGCGCAAUGCUAGGGAAGGUGCCUCUCCUUUAUUUCUCGCCAACACAGUUGCCAAAGUGCCGCGGACAUCGAGGCUGUGUCGGCGGGGAUUGCACCCGGGAGGAGUUAGAUGGCUUUCUCAAAGUUGCAGAAAGAGCUUUCGGAGAAGCGUCUGCGCCCAGCUUGGGACCCGUUAG
Molecule: messenger RNA, 624 nt
Organism: Pipistrellus nathusii (Nathusius's pipistrelle)
Lineage: Eukaryota; Metazoa; Chordata; Mammalia; Chiroptera; Vespertilionidae
Source: the annotation of a GenBank genome assembly